GUGGGACCUCUUUAACCAUUAUCAUGAGCUACCAUUCUUCGACUACCUACCCAUAGCUUAGUUGAUACGUAGUCGCGUAUCCCCCUAUUUUAAUCGGUUGUCUGAGUUAGUUGUAUUCCAUCGAAUCUCCUUUCGCUUGCUCCAUUUGUAGCUGUAUAAUAUCGCUGCCGACACAGCCUUGCUACCUGUUCUCCUGCUGGACGACCGAGCAUCUGCUGAAACGACGCUGAAGACGGAGCUCCUUACGCGUAUCGCAACGGCGACUAUCCUCGACGAUGCCCUCGCUAUGGACCCAACAAAUACCAUAACUCCCACGCGAUUGCUUGAGACAGCACAGAUAAUACCCAUUGCGAAGUUGUGUCCUGAUCUUCCAGAUCCAAGCACAAAGGCUGUAGGCGGUGUAGUCACCAUCACCUGGCCAUACAACAAAGUCAAAGGCACAUUUGCAUUCAAUCUUGCUGAGCCCGACUUUCGUCUCCGUCGUAAUAAGGGCCAGGUCAGAAUAGAUUUUACAGGAAAAGCUGCCGAGGCUGUUGGAGACUCUGGACUAGGUGGCAAUGAUGAGAUUCUCCUAAGCUUAGAGGGCGCCGCCUGGGAAGCUGAGGAUGUAGAUAGGCGACGGAGUCUCCCGGGGUCAGAUCUGGGAUGGAGACUGGUAUUCUGCGGGCGGUUAACUCUCAGGAUAAAACGAGCCGAGACUGGCGAGACAGAUCUCAUUACUGUUGACGAACGCUCAGACGAACGCCCCGAUGAAACCCGAACAGCGUCAGAUCAGAUUCCCAUUCAGCCAUCUGCCCUGAUUAGAUCACCAUCACCGGUUGUUCCUCUUUCCCCAGUUCUACAGACGCCCAUAGCACAGGGGACGAAUACUACUAAAUCCAAUGAAAUCGAGUUCGCCUCCCCUGCAUUUAUCAAGAGGGCUAGAAUGUCAUAUGGAGCAUUGUUCGAAGGUGGGUUCGAUAUCUUCCAGGAAGACAGCAAUUCGAAGUGGAAGGGACCUAAGCGAACACGCUUUGGUCAGGAUGGCAGCUCCUGGCGAUAUGCUAGCCGCUCACCUAGCCCUGAUCUCGCUGCCGCGUCUCCAAAGAGUACUGAUGAACAGCUUGGCUCCCCAGCUAGGGCCGUUUAUUCGUCAAGAGAGAUAUACAUGGUCAAUGAAGGAAGUCAGACUACAGAGGUAGAUCAGCCCUCACCUCAGCCUAUUAAGACUGGUCCAGAUACGCAAGUCGAUGAAACGGCGCCAAAAGCCGCUAUACUGGAAGAUGUACCAGUCAAUAUACCUUCCAGCUCUAUGGGCAAGAGGACGCAAACGCCACCAUUGCACGACUGGCUCCCAGAACCAACUGGCUUGAAUCCGUCUAUGCCCAAUCCUCACGGUGUCGCACCUCCCGAACCGGGAGUGCCCUUUCCCCUUUCUGAUUCCCAUUCUGAUCAGCAACCUAUUCCUUCUAGUUACGAUUUGGCCGGCAAUCCGUGGAGUAUCGGUUUGGCGCCACCAGCUUUUGAACCACAGGAACAUUUGUCUUCGUCCUUUCGACAUGGAUCUUUCCCCUCUUCAGAUGUUGAUAAUAUUGAGGCUAGUCACCAGUCCAUCCCGUUCGGCGAGGUUCAAGAGCCGGUGGAUCAUGCUGUAAUGUACUCAGCCGAGCAAACCCCUUCAGGGACUAACUACCCACCGCUUGACCCCAAUGAAGAUGCAACCCCCCAAAGCGUUCACGAUGAAGCUCUGACCAAUUACCCCACGUCUUACUUGGAGGGCGAUGGUCUGUCUGAGCAUGGCCAAAUGAUGGAAGGACAACCACCUCAUGCCGUAGUAGCUGAAUUGAGACCAAAUUCCUGGGCCACGAUCAACCAAAGCUACAAGGCCACUACUGCAGCCCCUACAGACCGUCUUGGAAGUAGAAAUGGUAGCACACCAGAACAGGCCUUUGUUAUCGAAGAGAGUGACACGGGUUCUGAUUCCGAGCCUGAACCGAUGGCGGUGGAGGAUACUGUGAACAGUGGUCGUGCCUAUACCCUAGGCAUGUAUGAGGAUGCGGAAGCUGAAGAUGAGGUUGAUGCACAGUACUCUGAUGAUGAUGAGCCUGAGUACGAUGCGGAGGAAAUGGGUGGCGAUUAUGAUACCAGAAAUUAUGAGCAACCCGGCGACGAUGACGAAGGUAGUCUUGACGAAGAUCUUCAACCUCCGCCUUUGGAGUCCGAGUUUGAUGACGGCGCGAGCUGGGAUGAAGAGGAACAAGAAGAGUUCCUCGAUGAGGAGAACGAAGGUGAAUAUGAGACGGAUGAGGACAUACCCAAAUCUAGCCCUCAGCCUGCGGUACGAGCCAACCCUAUGGUUAUUGAUUUAAUCUCCUCUUCGGAAGACGAAAGUGAAGAUGGCGAUGAAUACGAUGGCGGUGACACUAAUAAAAGCAAUGAACGAUCCAGCGCUCACAUUGAUUCCAGGGUAGUUCCCGACCACCAGCAAACGAACUUAGAGGAUGAACCUCGACAAGUCCGCUUUGGUGAUGAGGAAGCCGAGAUCAUUUCACAAGCAUCCGUGUCUGAGGCUCCGAAUUCCUCUGACGCCAGUCAGGAUGGUGAGGAAUGCACGAGUAUUCAUGAAGAAGGGGAUCGGGAACUCAAGUUCUCUAGAAGCGAUGCGAACCAGCCAAUAGGUCUCGAACUCGGACCUGAGCUUGAAGCUGGCCCUGAGGAUAUUGUAGUGUUUGGUGAGAUGCAGGGUCAUAUUGUUACAUCGUAUGGCCAAACUGUGCACAAGGAAAUUUCGGAGAACCCCUCUGUGCCUCUCUCAGCAGCUGAUGGUCUCGAAAUACUGAGCCGCACGGUUAAUAAAGAGUCGGAUGCUCGCAAUGAUAGAUUAUCUGCCGAGCCGACUGUUGAAAAUAUUGGCGCUGAGCAGCCAGCAGCCCUGUCACGUGAUGAAACUGAUAUACAACUGCUACCUCAGGAUUUAUCAGCGGUUGAAGAGAUAGCAGAGGAACAUCCAACGCAAAGCCGCAGUGUGCAUGAAGCCGAUUUAUUACCAUUUCCCAAACCAGACACUACGCACCCUCCCAUCACCAACGACAAAUAUCCUGCAGCGACUGCUUCAUCCCCAUCUCCCUCGAAUCAGGCGCUUCCACCACGCAUCGAAGAUAAUAGAUUUACAGUUGAAGGGAGGACAGCGACCUCGACAGCUGAGCUGGUUACUACGCAGUUCCCCACUGUAGUAAAUACACAAACUACAGAUACCACACUAAAUGCUUCUAUAAGCACUUCCGCAAACAUUGGAGAAUCAUUCGAGUCGUACACGACCGUUGAGCAACAACAAUACCAGACGAGGGAGAGCUCAAUUGAUAAAGAGUCACCCAAAAACCUUGUGCAGAUGGACAACAAGAUGAGUACGGGUGAAGACAGCAUUGAGCAAGAAAGCCAGAAUGCCCCAAUCAUAGAGCCUCAACAGCUGUAUUCUUCGGGCAAAUCAUCUACUACCUCUUCCCCAGCACGCAGCUUUCAGACUCAAGUUGAUAACACAGAGGUUGGUUUGUCCGACAGCGUAGAGGAAACAAAGCAUGAGCCUCAAAUCCUCCGGAGACUAUCUUCCCAGAGUCGUGCAGAUGCAUCAGAUGCUAGCGGACCUUUUACAUCGCACAUGGAUGUUGAUGAGGAACUUCAAGCCAGUAUUCUAGAAGAUUUCCAAUUGGAAAAUCAGUCCGAUUAUGAAGACGGGCAAGACGAUGAUGAGGAAUCUUUUCGGAUUGAUAUGAGUGAUGCAUACACUGGUCCUAACGAAGAACACCAAGCAGAUACUGCAUCCUCACCGCAUGAGAAUACACCAGCCAAGCAACUGGCCGAGGAUAUAUCUGCACAACUAAAGCGAAACUUCAUGGCAAAUAGCGAUAGUUCUGGAGAAGAAUCCGAUGCAUCGACUCGGAACGAUUCGAGUGUGCAUCUAGCGCGGGUACUUAAUGCUUCUAAGAGAAGAAAGAGGAAACGCGCCGCAUCCACGGAUUCAUAUCGUCCAAGCAAAAGAUUAUUUGACUCUUAUCGCAGCCGAACACCCGAAACUGAUGAUUCAAGCAUAUUACUUGCAAGGGCUUCCCUUGCAAGCCACACGCCAAGGUCUGAGGAGGAUAGCUACUCUAUGACAGCUGCCAAACUGCAGCUAGCCCGCCAUCUCCGUGACGAGCUUCCGGAUUGUACAUCCCUAAAGGUUUUGCGUCAACACCUUACGAAAUCACUUGAUGUGAUUGCAGUUGCAGUUAUGCAACCUCCAGAUCCACAGCGAGCCAAAGGCGGUCCUAGAGAAUUCAUGAUGUCGUUCACGGUCGCAGACCACUCUAUUGGACCUUACGCGGUCGCCGAGGCGUUGAUUUAUCGGCCCCACAAGGAUACACUUCCCGUAGUCCGAUAUGGCGACAUUGUUUUGCUUCGAAAUUUCAGUGUUGUCUCUCUAGCGAACAAAGGUUUCGGAUUACGGUCGAACGAGAGCUCCAGCUGGGCUGUUUUCGAUUACGAGGGUGAACCGCCGCAGAUUAGAGGCCCACCUGUCGAGUAUAGCGAGAGAGAGACGCUGUAUGUUAGUUACCUACGAGAAUGGUUUGGACUUCUAGACGUCAAAGCGCGGGAGAAGUUGGAAACGGCGAAUAAAAAAAUAAUCAAUUCAGGAAAAACCUAAUUGAUACGAGACCAUGCCAAAUACGACCAGAAAUAGCAGCGAUUCACGACGGAACUGAUUUUCAUAUGAUGCUAAUAUCUCAUAUCCAUAUAUCCACACGACAUGAUGAGAAGAUACCAGGCCUUCACAGGUCAUAUAAAGGGUCAGCGCUAUCGGACUAAAAUAGAUAAAAAAUCAUUACAUUUUUUUAAUACUAUCAUAUCUUACUCUCGUCGUGAUUUUCCAAUAGCGAAUAAUUACUUAAUGCACACUUGACAUCUCCCCAAGUGCGUCACUUAGCAACCUAUUGAAAAACCAGGGUGGGUAUGGAUGACUCGAUAGGUGCUUAGAGCCUACCAUUCACCUAACCUUUUCCAAGGCCAUCAUCAGGAUGAAACACUUAGCGGGUUACGGUGCGACUCUUCUGAAAGAUGUGUACCUUGUUAUAACGCGAU
Xylaria bambusicola is the source of this 5094-nucleotide messenger RNA. RefSeq lists its product as uncharacterized. NCBI's taxonomy places the organism in Eukaryota, Fungi, Ascomycota, Sordariomycetes, Xylariales, Xylariaceae. Gene Ontology annotation, molecular function: DNA binding. Gene Ontology annotation, cellular component: chromosome, telomeric region. The coding region runs from base 287 to 4660 and encodes 1457 amino acids. The record is from RefSeq and is a predicted model, not a curated record. Gene Ontology annotation, biological process: telomere maintenance. The transcript has a single exon.